GGUUUUUAAUAAGUUUUGGAGCAGUUGAAGGCACUGAUCAUUAGCUGAUUAAUUAAUAUAUCCUAUAGGCAGAUGACGUCUUAAUUCAAAUAUCAUAUUAAUUUGCCAAUGUGGUUUUCGUCAUUACAUGUUUGAAGAUAACAGUAAAGUUCGAAGAAAAUAAAACAUUCAAGAUAAUAUACAAACUAAUUUAUUGUUCAUAACAUAAACUUUUUGUAUUAAUUAUUAAUCAGUAAUAAUCAGUAAUUUUAUGGCUUAUAAGUACUUCUUAAAAUUUUAGCGGUAACUCAGGUUUAUUUCUUCUCCAGUGGCAACGAAGUCACUUUUAUCGAUAUACAUUGUUUGAUAAACAGCUGUAAUUUAGUUUUUGAGAAUACAUAUUAUUGAAAUAUACAUUUUGUAAAAAGAGAAUUAAUUAGGGUGAAGGGAAUUUAAAAAGUAACAAAUUAAAAAUAUAGGCAUGGCAGAUAUAGAGGAUAAUUCCAUCACUGAGAAAGACAAUUCAAAGAUCUGUAUACUACUUAAUGCUACAGGGAAUGUUCCGAUAAUCAAAAAACGCAAGUGGACAGUAGAUCCUAAUAAAACUGUAAGUUGGAUACAGAAGUUUAUACACCAAUAUUUAAAACUAGAUGCAAAUGAACAGAUCUUUCUUUAUGUGAAUCAGACAUUUGCUCCUGCACCGGACCAAAUUAUAAAAAAUCUCUAUGAAUGCCAUGGAACUAAUGGGAAACUUGUUCUUUAUUAUUGCAAGAACCAGGCUUGGGGUUGAAAAAUCAAUACAAUAUAGAUGGACUAUCGUAGUCUGUGUUAUGUACAUAUUAUAAUUACAAUGAGUGUAUCUAUAUCUAGUAAUAUAUGUAAUGUAUAAUUAAUUUUUAUAUGAAUAAAAAAAUUCGUUUAAGAGCCACAAA
Messenger RNA from Bactrocera oleae (olive fruit fly), 911 nucleotides. It is a transcript of the gene Atg12, whose product is annotated as Autophagy-related 12. Gene Ontology annotation, cellular component: phagophore assembly site membrane; cytoplasm; Atg12-Atg5-Atg16 complex. The record is from RefSeq and is a predicted model, not a curated record. Gene Ontology annotation, biological process: C-terminal protein lipidation; autophagosome assembly; autophagy of mitochondrion. Lineage: Eukaryota; Metazoa; Arthropoda; Insecta; Diptera; Tephritidae.